AUGCUUCAGACUCCUGUGUUGGCUUUGAUAUUUGCGUGGCUUGCUUACGCUGCAAUCAGGCACAGGCUCUCACAAAAGGCAAAGACGAGCACUUGUUCACCCCCGCCUGUUCAUUUCUCCUGGAUUCCCUUUGUUGGUCACAUCUUUGGGAUUGCAACUAAAGGUUCUAACCUGUACAUCUCAUCGCUAUGUUCAACCCAACGCUCGCCGAUGGAAACUCUGAAACUCCCCGGAAUGGACAUGCAUUUGAUUCACCCGCUGGACUCGGCUAGUAUCAAACAAUUUACGGGAAUGCGUCACUUAAGCUUGAUGUCCGUUUUCCAUGUUGCUGUUGGGCCCGCCAUGGGCCUUGUACCCGCAAGCCAGAAAUUUCUCACCGAUCCUGAUACUGGUGUUUUCAAGCGAGAAUUAUCGAAGUUGUUCAAUGGCGAGCUCCGCAGCCUACAAAAUCUCCGGAAUUAUGCAUCUCUGAUGGACCAAAAGAUUGAAAACUACUGGCGCGAGGCCUUUCCAGAGUGCGAUUCAGAAGCUGAAGUUGGUCUUGGAUCCUGGAUUUUUGAUUUCCUUUCUCGCUCGAUGGGCGCUAUAUUUUGGGGGGAAGACGGACCCUUCGAAGAUGAGAAAUUUCGCGAUCACCUCAGACUUUUCAUUCAAAAUCUGGAGACCUUGCGCAAUCCAAUUUCGUGGCUGAUACCAUCUGAGCUACGUUCAGCGCGGAAAGUCGUUCGGUGGAAGAUCGAUCAAUGCGUUGAAAACGGAAAUUACGGAAAUAAAGAAAAGCAGGGAGUGACACUCUUUGAGCGGCUCGCUUCUCUCUACGAAUCCCUCGAGAUCCCUCGGGAGGGAUUUACCGACUGCCAUUUGGUCGCAAUUGUCGGACUGAUGUCAAAUGUCAUCAACAUACUAACGUGGGCAUUUUGCGAAAUUGUGGCUGAUUCAGAGCUAUUGGUUUCCCUGCUGGCUGAGAUUAAAGCCACUGUCGAUGAUUCAUCCACCAACCCGGCCAUCGAUGUGGAACAAAUUCGAUGCUCUUGUCCACUUCUAGUGGCUACAUGGUACGAGCUUCUGCGUACAUAUGGGGAUUCUCCCGUUGCACGCGGCGUGCAUGAGGAUAGCGUCUUCGACAACAAAUAUCGACUUAGGAAGGGCUCGAUCAUUAUGACUCCAAUUCAUCUGCACAAUUUCAGCAUAGACAUAUGGGGAGAAGACGCGGAGACAUUCCGACCCAGCCGGUUUCUCCAGAAUGACGGACAAGUUAAACAGGACCUAGUCAAGCAUCUCAACGUCUUCGGCCUCCCAGGCAUGCACCAGUGCCCUGGGCGGUACCUUGGUAUGAAUUUAACCCUCGGAAUGUUGGCCAAAGCUCUCAUCACCUUCGACUUUACCCCAACACCUGGCGAGGCCCUCGGACGAGGGAUCCUUCCCAAGCGAAAGGAUACUAUGUUGGGGCUGCCGGCUCUGAGCCGAGACCCCAGUGUCAUCGUGAGACGCCGCGAGGGAAUUCGAGCAUUGCAUCUUAAUUUUGAUAAAGUGAGACCGGGGUGGUAG
Penicillium psychrosexuale is the source of this 1548-nucleotide messenger RNA. RefSeq names its product cytochrome P450. Lineage: Eukaryota; Fungi; Ascomycota; Eurotiomycetes; Eurotiales; Aspergillaceae. Gene Ontology annotation, molecular function: iron ion binding; heme binding; monooxygenase activity. The record is from RefSeq and is a predicted model, not a curated record. Bases 1 to 1548 code for a protein of 515 amino acids. The transcript is spliced from 3 exons.